GCAUUCCCCUGUAUUUCAACAGGAAUUUAUGGUUUUCCAAAUGAGCCAGCAGCUGUCAUUGCCCUUACCACUAUUAAGGAAUGGUUAAGCAAGAAUCACAACGAGGUGGAUCGGAUCAUCUUCUGUGUCUUUUUGGAGGUCGACUACAAAAUUUUCAAGAAGAAAAUGGGCGAGUUUUUCCCCAUAGAUGAUGAAAAUGAAGAGGAGACAGAGAUGAGUGAGGAUACAGAGGGACUGGAACAAAAAGGCCAGCCUCCAUCUCCAACAAAGUGCAAAUCAAAGCAAGUGGAAGACCUACGGGACGAUAAAGAGGAUGAUAAUGGCACAGAGGAGAAGCAGAGUACUGAAGAAACUGAAGGCCGGAGCCAAGAAGCAGAUGAGACAAUGCCUUCAGAUGUACUCAGCCAACCUUCAGAAGAAGAAAUAGAGAUGCAUUUGGACAAAGAGACUUCAAAAGAUUCCAAAGCCACACAAGAGAAUGACCCAGUACAUCGUGAAAUGUGUGAGCAAGAUGAAGCUGAAGAGCAACAGGAUGAUUCGUCAAAGGAUGAGAUGAAAACUGAUGCUGAUUCCCAAAGCUCCUGCAUGGAACUAGAAGAAUCUUUGUUGAGCCAAGAAGAUGCAGUAAAGGUGGAGAAACCUGCGAUUCCUGUAAUAGACGAAGAUAAAGAAGGAAACAAAAAAGAAAAAACAG
This is a messenger RNA of Alligator sinensis (Chinese alligator), 694 nucleotides long. RefSeq names its product O-acetyl-ADP-ribose deacetylase MACROD2-like. The record is from RefSeq and is a predicted model, not a curated record. Gene Ontology annotation, molecular function: ADP-ribosylglutamate-[protein] hydrolase activity. Gene Ontology annotation, biological process: peptidyl-glutamate ADP-deribosylation; DNA damage response; purine nucleoside metabolic process. The transcript is spliced from 10 exons. Gene Ontology annotation, cellular component: nucleoplasm. NCBI's taxonomy places the organism in Eukaryota, Metazoa, Chordata, Crocodylia, Alligatoridae. The annotation marks the transcript as partial.